AUGAAAACCGUCUUUGCGCUCGCCCUCUUGCAGGUCCUUGCCGUCCAGGGCAUCCGCAUCGUCCAGGGCAACGACGAUGGCUGGGCCGAGCUCUACACGCGCUCGCUGGAGGACGCCCUGCGCGCCUCUGGUCACGACGUGGUCCUGUCGUGCCCGGCAGAGAACAAGUCCGCCAGAUAUAAAAUGCUGACCUACUUUCCCUCCUCCUCUCCAGCCUCCCUUGACGAGCCGCCCGCCGAUCGCAGAGAGCCCUGCCAGUACGACUCGUGCCCGCCCAACUCGGGCCCGGCCGGCCACAACGCCACCCGUCUGGACCUCAACUGGGUCAAUUCGUACCCCGUCACGGCCAUCAAAUACGGCAUCGACACCUUUGGCCCGCAGCUCUGGGACGGCGCCGCGCCCGAGCUCGCCGUCGCGGGCCCCAACGUCGGCGGCAACAUUUGGCUCGCCGUGCCCUUUUCCGGCACCGUCGGCGCCGCCUCGUACGCCGCCCACAAUGCGCGCAUCCCCGCCAUUGCCUUUUCCGGUGCCGACCACGGCCGGCUGCGCUGGGACACGAAUCCCGUGCCCAAGGUCAGCGAGGUCUACGCCCAGCUCGCGACCAACUUUACAAACGCCAUUGUCGCGUCGGGGAAGCCGUACCUGCCAGACGACGUCUUUCUCAAUGUCAAUUUCCCCGAUGUAGACGACAGCUGCCCGGACGCUGCCUCGUUCAAGUGGGUGCUGAGCCGCAUCAACCCGGGCUUUCUCUCGCCCAAGGACGUCGAGUGGUGCGGCGGCGACCGACUGCCUACCGAACACCACGUCCAUGACCAAAGUGGCUGUUACAUUUCCGUCAGCAUUGGUGACGCCAGCGACAAGACGACGGUCAACGACCUUGCCAAGCAGCAGGCUGUGCUAAACAAACUCAAGAGCAUGCUUACCUGCCUGCCUUGA
Messenger RNA from Beauveria bassiana ARSEF 2860, 936 nucleotides. Its product is annotated as 5'/3'-nucleotidase SurE. The transcript has 2 exons. Bases 1 to 936 code for a protein of 311 amino acids. Gene Ontology annotation, molecular function: nucleotidase activity. The record is from RefSeq and is a predicted model, not a curated record. NCBI's taxonomy places the organism in Eukaryota, Fungi, Ascomycota, Sordariomycetes, Hypocreales, Cordycipitaceae.